This is a messenger RNA of Maudiozyma barnettii, 1002 nucleotides long. RefSeq lists its product as uncharacterized. NCBI's taxonomy places the organism in Eukaryota, Fungi, Ascomycota, Saccharomycetes, Saccharomycetales, Saccharomycetaceae. Bases 1 to 1002 code for a protein of 333 amino acids. The record is from RefSeq and is a predicted model, not a curated record. The transcript has a single exon.
AUGCCAUUUUCUACGAAAAGAUCCUAUUCUGAUUUUGUUACAGGUUACUCAUUUCAAAAUGAAUUAGGACACACGUCAGACAUUGUUAAUAACAAUAUCCCACGUAAUUCAUCAUUUAGAAGUUCGAAAUCUCCGAGAUUUGAUGAUCAUCAUUUUGAAAAUUUGAAUAAGGACAAUAAUAAGCACAAUACUUUAUUAGAUUCUUAUUUUGAUAUAAAAUAUAGACCAUCAAGUCUAUUGAGUUUGACUUCUAAAGAAAUUCAAAUCAAUGAUUCUGCUAUAGAAACUGCUGCAUCCAGUCAAGAUGAUGACAAUAAUACAUUCAACAUGGAAUCAAAUUAUAGAGUCAAUUCUUCUAACAGAAGAAGUAUCAGUAGACCUGGUUCAAUCUGUUCAUCCAAGAAGAAUUCGAUACCUAAACAAGAUUUGAUUGCCAGAGAACGUUGUUUUGAUUAUAUCAUUCAAGCUAUCGAUGAAGCCUGGGCAAUGUACUGUAACACAACUUCUUCUGCUGAAGCUGAAGUUUAUGGAAACUUGAACAACAAAAUGAAUAAAUUUUCUAAUCGUCAAUCCAGAGAAAGAACGUCGGAUGAAGAAACCACUGAAUAUUCUGACAGUGAUGCAGACGAUUUCAGUUACAAUUACAAUUGUAAUGGUAAUAUUAGUGAUGACGAAGCUACUGAAAGCAUCGAUGGCUUUGGUUAUAAAUCGGAAGCUACCAACGUUGCUGACGAUGAUACUGAUUCAAGCGAUUGUAGAACAACAGUCUCAGAAUUACCAGACUGUGUGAAAUUCCAAUCUUUGAAAUGUAGAUUGACCAAAGCAAAAAAUGAUUUAGAAGAUUAUUACGAUUCUAAAGAUUAUGAAGAUUGUAUAACUUUCUGGAAUAGAUGGGAUAUGAUCAAGUACAGUGCUGUUGAAAUUAUGGAAGACGAUGACGAUGAUGAAAUCGUGGAAAAUGCAUUGGAAGAACUUGAAGAAGGGAGAUGUUACCUUGAUUGA